Drosophila ficusphila is the source of this 473-nucleotide messenger RNA. RefSeq lists its product as uncharacterized. The transcript has a single exon. The record is from RefSeq and is a predicted model, not a curated record. NCBI's taxonomy places the organism in Eukaryota, Metazoa, Arthropoda, Insecta, Diptera, Drosophilidae. The coding region runs from base 324 to 473 and encodes 49 amino acids.
AAGAAUCUCCAUUAUUAUUUAAAUCCCCUCCCUUCAAGUGUGAACAGUUAUGUUUUCCACUCAUCUGGUGCAUUUAUCAGAUGGUGCCAUGUUUCCUCGGAGAGCAUUGAAUGUCAGUGGAGCUCGGGUUACACCAAAGUCGGUCAAUAACUCCGGGCCCCUGCACAAAACGUUUAAGUGACCACAAGUGAUCAAGAUGUUCCUGUUGUUGUUUGCUGAUCUUAGGUCUGGAUGCCACGUUUUUUGAGUUGACCGGUUUAAUGACUCGAACUUAAUUUGCGCCCUCGGAGAGAGGAGAGUGCCAAAAAAAUGCAAGCGAAAAAAUGCGAAUCAACAAGGCAGACAACACCCAACGGCAAAAACUCGGCCUGGAGAGAAAGAGAGCGCGGCAGCGACGCGUCUGGGGGCUUACAAUUGUGGUCAAAAUUAUAGCAGUUCUUAUCAAUGAAGAGAUUAAAUUAAUGGUUGUGUAA